Coffea eugenioides is the source of this 1632-nucleotide messenger RNA. RefSeq names its product chitin elicitor receptor kinase 1-like. Gene Ontology annotation, biological process: innate immune response; protein phosphorylation. The record is from RefSeq and is a predicted model, not a curated record. Gene Ontology annotation, molecular function: transmembrane receptor protein kinase activity; ATP binding. Lineage: Eukaryota; Viridiplantae; Streptophyta; Magnoliopsida; Gentianales; Rubiaceae. The coding region runs from base 9 to 1304 and encodes 431 amino acids. The transcript is spliced from 10 exons.
CAAUAUGCAUGAGUCUUUUCGUGGCUCAAAGAACUUCCAAGCCCUGCUAUGGUGGAGCUAUUGCUGGGAUAUCUCUUGCAGCGCUUGGAGUGUUGUUUUUUGCAGCUUGCUUGUACCUUGUGUUUUACAGAAAGAGGAAGGCACACAAAAUAUCACCCAAAGAUCAAUUCAACCGAGCUGCUUCUGAUACUGCAGCUAAAGCUCCAGAGUCUAUUGAUGUUGCUAAAAGGGCUUCUCCAAGCCUUGCUGGAGUAGUUGUUGAGAGAUCUUUUGAGUUCUGGUAUGAAGAGCUUGCAAUAUCUACUAAAGAUUUCAGUUUGGCGAAUAAGAUAGGCCAAGGCGGCUUUGGCUCUGUUUAUUAUGCUGAGCUUAGGGGCGAGAAAGCAGCAAUCAAGAAAAUGGACUUGAAAGCAAAAAGAGAAUUUGUUGCUGAACUUAGGGUUUUAACACAUGUACAUCAUCAGAACCUGGUGCGCUUAAUUGGAUAUUGUGUGAAGGGUUCCCUUUUUCUUGUAUAUGAGUACAUUGACAAUGGAAACUUGAGCCAGCAUCUUCGAGGAUCAGGGAGCGACACACUGUCAUGGUCAAGUAGGGUGCAGAUUGCAGUGGAUUCAGCAAGAGGUCUUGAGUACAUUCAUGAGCAUACUAUUCCUGCCUACAUCCACCGUGACAUUAAAUCAGUAAACAUUUUGAUAGAUAAAGAUUUUCGUGCCAAGGUUGCAGAUUUUGGUUUAGCAAAAUUGGUUGAGGUCGGAGGUUCAUCUUUGCAAUCACAUCUUGUGGGUACCUUUGGCUACAUGGCACCAGAGUAUGCCAAUUGUGGUACUGUUUCUCCUAAAGUUGAUGUCUACGCCUUUGGUGUUAUGCUUUAUGAACUAAUUUCGGCUAAGGCAGCUGUAGUUGAUGGAUGCUCUACUACUGAUACUAAGGGUCUUGUUGGUUUGUUUGAUCAAGUUCCCAUACUGCCGGAUAUAAAUGAUGAUCUCCGCAAACUAGUUGACCCGAGACUUGGGGAUAAUUACCCAAUCGAAUCAGUCAGCAAGAUGUUUCAGCUAGCCAAACUUUGCACGCAUAAAAAACCUGAAUCAAGGCCGAGCAUGAGAUCUGUUAUCGUUGCAUUAAUGGCAUUAUCAUCCCCCACAAAGGAUUCUAAGAUUUUUGUUCCUCAUUUAGAAACUGAGAUCUUGAAAUACGAGUAUUCUAUGAUCAAGUCUAUGGAAACUGAAGUUCGGGGAUCUGAGACUUUUACAGUUACAUCUGUGGAAUCUGAGGCUUAUACAAUAGAAGAAGGAAGUGAGGAUUAAAUGGUAGUUGACGUGAACGAGAUAUGUGGCUGUUCAAAUUUAUUUUUUCAUGAAGAAGAAAAAUUUUAGAAGUGAAACCAAUGACCUACGUUGGUAAAACAACUGCAAAACAAUCCUCUCCAGGUCUUGCAACUAAUGUCUACAAGAUAGAGGUGAGAAUGUGCAAUCACAAUAUCAAACUCACAUUCAUUCAUGCCCACUUUUCCCAGGAUGCAAGGGAAAUAGAUUGGAAUGACUAUAUGCCAAUGUAUUAAAGAUGGCUCCAAAUGAAUACUUUAUCCAUAGAAGCAAGAAAUAUUUGCACUGAUCAACUGUAUUGCUAUCUCAU